GCGCCUUCUCUCGUGCAGGAAGCAGGAGCGACGCUGACGCCGUAGUCGCACGUUGAGCGCCUCGCCUCACCCCACUGCUGGUGAUUUGUGAGAGGUCACAGGCCUCCGUAUUGCAAAGAAGCAACAUAACAAGGAGAGAUUCAUUUCGGUACCUUCGACUUCGCCAUGCGGACUGCAAAGACGAAUGGGGGGCCGAACCUUGCCUCCCCCUCCGCAGCAACCAGCACCAACAGGAGCAGCAGCGGCCCCAACCGUGGCGCGUCGGACGGCCACACAUUUCCUUCUCACGCGACCGGCGGGCUUUCCUUGUCAGGCGAGGCAUCGCUCGCUUCUCAGGAUCUGGUCCGGCAGCUGCUGUGUAUCGCUCGCGGCGACCUUUCCACCGCCGUCGCGCUCGGCACCGCCGACGCAAACCCGCAGUGUGCCGACACGCUCAGCGGACCCACCGCGGCAGGCGGGCGGCCCUCGAGUGGUUCACCGAGCGAUACCGGCGGAGGUGGCAGCGGCAGCGGCGACGACGCCGCGAAGCGUGACGCGCAGGCGAGGACGGCGGCUGUGCGAGGAGCGGCAUCUCUUGGCUUUUCGAGCGUCCCUCAACCUGUGCCAGUGCGCUGUGCUACCGACAACUCUGCACUGCUGCAGUCCUCUGCACCGCAGGCUGCCGACGGCGUCACCGCCAUUUCCACAUUAGCUCUACCUGCUACUGCCGGGAGUGCAGCUGCGAGGGAAGCGCCGUCGUGUGCUUCGACCGAUGCAGGGGUCGGCGCCUUCUACCUCACCGCCUUCGUUGCCCGCGCCUUACACAUGGAGGAUUACUGGGUCAGCCUUGCCCAUCAAAUCGAGGUGGACCAACACGUGGAGUUCAUUCAGUUCUGCGCCGACGCCGGCUUUGGCACCCUCAAAACGAUUCAUCUGCUGCAGUGGUGGAAGCAGUAUCGUGCGCUGGUGCGGGACGUGCGUGCGACGCACUCCCUGCAGCUGUCGGAUGGAAACCCGCAGGCGCCCCCGCCGCCGUCGUCGCCGUCUGGCCUGGUGGAGCCGACGAGCGCCGCUGUCGUCGCAGCUGGCGGCGGUGGCGAGAGCAACACAGCAGCCGUCACCGGAGCAGCGGGGAGAGACGCAGCUGCGGGAGGCGCAAAAGGGGCACCAAAGAAAGGCCGUCGUGUCAGUGCCGCAGGCGGAACAGCUGCCGCAGCGGCGGCGUCGGAUGCGGAGGCUCGAGCUGCUGCCGCGGCUUCUCCCCACCCGUCUGCCACCCCCGCGACGGCCUACCGCUCACACGACGAGGCGGUGCGGAUGGAACUACAGCGCUUUGUGCAGUGGGAGUUGGAGCACGAGUACGGUUGGCGUCUCGUUCCGCGCGAGCCGUUCUCCGCCGUGCCAUCCGGGCUGUUCCCCCCAUCAGCCGGGGCUGCAGCGACAGCAUCAUCCGCCGCUGGCGCAGCAGCCGCCGUGGCAGCGACAGGCACCGUCUCUUCCGCGUCUUCUCAGGCGGCCGGGGGCAAAACUUCUAAGGCCGACAAGGCGAAGAUGCAGCUACAGCAGCAGCAGGAGCUGGAGCUGGAGGAGCAGCGACUGGCCCGCAUCGCCGCCCUGCCGCGGGAAAAUAUUUUCCUCACCACCGCAGAAGUCGACGGCUUCGUGCGGGUGGUGGUGACGGAGGACCUAUUAGCGCACGCUGCGCUGCACGCCUAUGUGGCGACGCAGGCGUGUCAGCCCCCUCACACCCUCGCCCACGCCGCAGCGGCGCCAGUGUUCUUCUCGGUGCAGGUCGAAGUGCCCAUGUCGGUGCCGCCGCUGAAGGAGGCUACCAAGCUCGUUGCUGCUGCCGCUGCAGCCCCGGCGACGGCCACGACGUCCGGCACCCGGCUCAGCGGCGAUGCCGCCGAUGGACACCACAUCAGCAGCACCAGCGGCACCGGCCAGCGCUCGCCGCUGCGGCCACCGAGCAACGCGCAGUCGAAGCCGCGAUCGAGGGGCAAUUCCAAGCCUCCAGCCGCCGCCGCCGCAGCGGCGGGCACCACCGCGACGACAACCGCAGCGGAGGGGGACCGUGGCAGUGAGGAGCUUUCCUCCACCCUGCAUGGCCGGCCCUUGGUGCUGUCCGCCAUGGAGGCCCUCCGCGCGGAGCAGGCGAAGGAGGCGGCCGCGUACGCUGCGGCCUACGCGGAGGAGUUGGCGUACACCGCAGCGCAGAAGCAACAGGCGCAGCACGCCGCCGAUGUGGACCUCUUUUUUGAGAAGUCAACCACCAAGACGGCGGUGCGGGCAGUUUACGAGAGCAUGGAGGACGCCGUGUCGGCCCGACAGCAGCGCAUUCUGCAACGUGUGACCGCGCUGGAGCAGACGCUGGGUUUGACGGAGGGAGGCAGCGUUGAGGGCGGCGGCGCAGCAGCAGCAGCAGCAGCAACGACGACGACGGGUGGGAAGCCCGGUGCGGCGAAGGCGCAGUGA
Leptomonas pyrrhocoris is the source of this 2454-nucleotide messenger RNA. RefSeq lists its product as hypothetical. Lineage: Eukaryota; Euglenozoa; Kinetoplastea; Trypanosomatida; Trypanosomatidae. The record is from RefSeq and is a predicted model, not a curated record. The coding region runs from base 166 to 2454 and encodes 762 amino acids. The transcript has a single exon.